GCGAUGUGGAACGAGACAGGAAGUGGUACUCUGGAGGAAGGAACCAGGUGGCGGGAACAAAUGAGUCGUCCGGGGAGUUUACAGCAGCUUUCAACAAGUUAGCGUCGCUGGAGCAGGCCAGGCAUGAGUGGUGCACACCUGGACGAGUGGCAGAGAAGGUCCUUUGACAUUUCAUCUGGCAACUGUACACCUGAACAGACGGCAGAUUCCUACCGGGCCCACAUCCUCUCCAUUCAGUAUGCAUGGGCAAGCUCCCAGCUCUCUCAGGCCGGCAUGGCCAGCCUGCUCAGGACCUACUCAGAGCGCUACGCCGCAGUGCUGGACUCAGAUGACCCCCGCACAGGGCUUAACAACUAUGCAGAUAGUGCACUGCACCUGGCCCGCAAUCAGAGGAACCACAGCGAAAAAUGGGAGUCGUCCCUCACCGCAGAGAGUGUGCUGGAGCUGCCCUGCGUGCAGAAGAUGAUUCAGGCAGGGACAGGGGGAGGAGGUUCCCUUGUGGCACCAGCAGAUGUUAACAUAUCUGUUGGACCAGAGAGCAGUGUCAGCUCCCUGUCUGCUUCCCUUACUGGAGUCAGGUCAGGGGGUGCAUUCUUCAAACCUGCAGGACCACCACAGCCUAAAACAGAGGUUAACCACACCGCCAGUAAUCCUGCUGUUAAUAUUUUUGCAGAGAGGUCAAAAAGCUCUGGGGGGAUCUCAGGUAAUCACAACUCAUUCUCCCGACCUCCAGCCAGACCUCAGCCUGUGUUCAGUCAUUCCCCCUCAGUUCCUCCACAGUGCAACCCCGGCCCUGCAGGCGGCACACAAAACUACCAGUCCUCCUUCUACCCGAACUCCAACCCGGCAAAGCGGAAGAAUUUUUACAGCUCAGAUGGAGUUGAUGGUGGCAGAGGAACACAUGGAGGUCAAGCAGGCCCUGAGUCGAGAGCUGCAGGUCAAUUCAAAACAGCUCACCAGCAGUUUGUUAUUGAUCAACAGAAAAAACAUUCCCAUCAGCCCCAGAGAGGUCAGACGCCCGGGAUGGCAGCAUGUGUGAAGAAAUCCCUGGGCGCCAACAGGCCUAGAGGUACGUUUUCUAAAUUUGUGUCACCUCUACCAAGACAGGAGGAAGAAGAGGGCUGGGCGCAACGCGAUUCUAAUCAGGAGCCUCAGAUUCUAGACGAGCGGUUGAAAAACUUCGAGCCGAAGAUCGUGGAGCUGAUCAUGAGUGAGAUCAUGGACCACGGGCCUCCUGUGAUCUGGGAUGACAUAGCAGGCCUGGAGUUUGCUAAGACUACCAUUAAGGAGAUCGUGGUUUGGCCCAUGCUGCGACCCGACAUCUUUACCGGCCUCCGCGGUCCACCCAAAGGCAUCCUGCUGUUUGGACCCCCAGGAACCGGGAAAACCCUGAUAGGAAAAUGCAUAGCUUGCCAGUCAGGUGCCACCUUCUUCAGCAUCAGCGCUUCGUCACUCACAUCCAAGUGGGUGGGCGAGGGAGAGAAAAUGGUGAGAGCCCUGUUCGCCAUCGCCCGCUGCCACCAGCCCGCUGUCAUUUUCAUCGACGAAAUCGACUCGCUGUUGUCCCAGAGGACGGACGGGGAGCACGACUCAUCGCGCAGGAUCAAGACUGAGUUUUUGGUUCAGCUGGACGGGGCAGCCACGGCGGCAGAGGACCGCAUCCUGGUGGUGGGCGCCACUAACCGGCCUCAGGAGAUAGACGAGGCAGCCCGUCGACGCCUGGCAAAGAGGUUAUACAUCCCCCUGCCCGAAGGAGCCGCCCGACGCCAAAUAGUCACUAACCUCAUGGCUCGGGAGAAGAACCAGCUGAGGGAGGAGGAGCUGGAGAGAGUGACGGCGGCCAGCGAGGGCUUCUCCGGAGCCGACAUGACUCAGCUGUGUCGAGAGGCGGCGCUGGGGCCCAUCCGCAGCAUCCAGCUCAGUGACAUCGCCACUAUCACAGCAGAUCAGGUGCGCCCAAUCCUCUACAGCGACUUCCAGGAGGCCCUGAAGACUGUACGACCCAGCGUCUCCUCUAAAGACCUGGAGCUGUACGAAGACUGGAACAAGACUUUUGGAUGCGGGCGAUGAUGUCAGCUCACUUUCUCUCUCUGUUGAACCGAUUGUUUAUUAAACUCAUAGAUCUGUUAAUAUAUUCCUUUUUGAAAACUGAAAUAAGUAGUCAACUGACAGGAAAGUAAUUGGAGUCAUUUUUCAAGUGUAAAUCCCAAAGAUUUGUUUCCAGUUUUUAAAUUUGCUGAUAUGAUGAUAAAAUGAAUAUCUGGGUUUUGUUUUGCUGGUGAGACAAAACGAGACAUGUGAGGAUGACA
Molecule: messenger RNA, 2309 nt
Organism: Scomber japonicus (chub mackerel)
Lineage: Eukaryota; Metazoa; Chordata; Actinopteri; Scombriformes; Scombridae
Gene: fignl1
Product: fidgetin-like 1
Exons: 2
Coding region: 124-2070 (648 amino acids)
Molecular function (GO): microtubule severing ATPase activity; ATP binding; ATP hydrolysis activity
Source: RefSeq, a predicted model, not a curated record